AGCAAACAGUCCUCAGCUCUCCCCCGAGGAAGGAAGGAGCUCGUGCACGUCGCUCGAGGUCGCCCGCCCUUCCUGGGUGGCCCUCUCUGUGGAAACAGAUCCAAUAAGGAGGUGACCCGCAGACCGGGCGGGAACCCGGAGGUGAGCCAAGGCGGACGCGGCCCAGCCUGGCGUCCCGGGGUCUUCCGUCCUCGCGCCUCGCCCUGCUGGGGAUUCACAUCCCGCUCUGACUCAGCGACUCUGCUGGUGCCACAAUGCUCCCUGGGGACCUCACAGCAGCUUCCUGGGAACUUGUGGUCCGAGUUGACCACCCUACAGCAGAGGAGCAGAGGGAUGUCACAUUGAGGGUGUCCGGGGACCUGCACGUGGGCGGCGUGAUGCUCAAGCUGGUGGAAAAGAUCACUAUGUUUCCAAUAUUGGCAGAUGUGUCCCAGGACUGGUCUGACUUUGCCCUGUGGUGGGAGCAGAAGCGAUGCUGGCUCCUGAAAACCCACUGGACCCUGGACAAGUGCGGGGUGCAAGCUGACGCCAAGCUCCUCUUCACGCCGCAACACAAGAUGCUGCGCCUGCGCCUGCCCAACCUGAAGACCGUGCGGCUGCGCGUCAGCUUCUCGGCCAUGGUGUUCCGAGCUGUGGGUGACAUCUGCAGAGUCCUGAAUAUUAGAAGAUCAGAAGAACUUUCUUUGUUAAAGCCCUUUGGUGACUAUUUUAAGAAAAAAAAGAAGAAAGAGAAAAACAAUAAGGAGCCUGUUAUUGAAGAUAUCCUGAACCUAGAGAGUUCGCCAACAAGUUCAGGUUCCCCAGGAAGUGCUGGCUUGUACAGUAAGACCAUGACUCCCACCUAUGACCCCAUCACCGGAACACCAGUGUCCUCCACCGUGACAUGGUUCAGUGACAGUCCCUUGACGGAACAAAGCUGCAGUGUCCUCGCCUUCAGCCAGCCCCCGCAGUCCCCAGAAGCACUGGCGGAUAUGUUCCAGCCCCGGUCCUUGUUGGAUAAAACCAAGCUCAAUGCAGGGUGGCUGGACUCCUCCCGCUCCCUCAUGGAGCAAGGCAUCCAAGAGGAUGAGCAGCUGCUGCUACGGUUUAAAUACUACACUUUCUUUGAUUUGAAUCCUAAAUAUGAUGCUGUCAGAAUAAACCAGCUGUAUGAGCAAGCCAGGUGGGCUGUGCUCUUGGAAGAAAUCGACUGCACAGAGGAAGAAAUGCUCAUCUUUGCAGCUCUCCAGUAUCACAUCAGCAAACUGUCACUCUCCACUGAAACUCAGGAUUUUACAAAUGACUCUGAAGUUGACGAAGUUGAAGCCGCAUUGUCUAAUUUAGAAGUGACCCUCGAAGGUGGAAAAGCAGACAGCACUUUGGAGGACAUCACUGAUAUCCCAAAACUUGCAGAUUAUCUCAAAUUAUUUAGGCCCAAGAAGCUAAUACUAAAAGCUUUUAAGCAAUAUUGGUUCAUCUUCAAAGACACAUCUAUAGCUUACUUUAAAAAUAAAGAACUUGAACAAGGAGAACCACUAGAAAAACUCAACCUCAAAGGCUGUGAAGUUGUGCCGGAUGUGAAUGUAGCAGGGAGAAAAUUUGGAAUCAAGUUACUCAUCCCUGUUGCUGACGGCAUGAACGAAGUGUGCUUGAGGUGUGAGCAUGAGACUCAGUACGCCCGAUGGAUGGCUGCCUGCAUCUUGGCGUCAAAGGGCAAAACCAUGGCAGACAGCUCCUACCAGCCCGAGGUCCUCAGCAUCCUUUCGUUUCUGAGGAUGAAAAACCGGAACUCGUCCUCUGAGAUGGCUUCCAGUCUCGGAAGCAUGGACAUGAACCCAGAGUGUUUUGUGUCCCCUCGGUGUGCCAAAAAGUACAAGUCUAAACAGCUGGCAGCUCGCAUCCUGGAAGCCCACCAGAACGUGGCCCAGAUGUCCCUUAUUGAAGCCAAGCUGCGCUUCAUUCAGGCCUGGCAGUCCCUACCGGAGUUCGGCCUCACCUACUACCUCGUCAGAUUUAAAGGAAUCAAGAAAGAUGACAUUCUGGGAGUUUCAUAUAAUAGGUUAAUCAGAAUAGAUGCGGCUACUGGGAUUCCGAUUACAACGUGGAGAUUCACCAAUAUGAAGCAGUGGAAUGUCAACUGGGAAAUCCGGCAGGUGGCCAUCGAGUUUGACCAGAACGUGUCCAUCGCCUUUACCUGCCUGAGCGCGGACUGCAAGGUGGUGCACGAGUGCAUCGGGGGCUACAUUUUCCUCUCCACCCGUUCCAAGGACCAGAACGAAACGCUCGACGAGGACCUGUUUCACAAACUGACUGGUGGUCAGGAGUGAGGCCUAUCAGCCCUCCUGGCCCACGCGGGUGGUCCCCGUGCCCCCUGGGGUGAUGGGAUGUACGGACCGAGGGGACCCAGAGCCUCACCUUGCUCCAGCCCGUCUCCAUCCUGUGCCAGUGCCCACCGAGCCACUGCUGUCUUGCCUGUGCAAUGGGUGGCUGAGAAGAAGGUGCUGUCGGGCAGCUCCACGGCCAAGCGUGGGGCCACAGCUCUGCCUCACCUUUGCUGGAAGCUGCCUCAUUGCUAGAUAGUUGUCAAAGACAGGAGCCACGUGCAGUGAGCACAGAGCCUCGGCCACAGACCCGGGUGUGAAGAGAUAGAAACAGGUCUUCCCUUGCCAACGCAGGUGUCAGCGCCCGCCUGUCUACACGGCACUGGGGAGGUGUUGCUGGUACCAGUCAGCGCCAGAGAUCAGAGUGGUGGGCUUCCGGGUCACCCUUUCAUUACAGUGACAUCUGCCGAGGUGGCCAUUGACCCAUCCAGGCUUGGUCACUGCUCCUCUCCUGUUACAGCUGUCACCGGGAGCCCCGGACCCACUCCUGGAGAUCCCAGUGACGCAUUAGAGCCCUUCCUGGCAGCCUGGGUGACAACAGGGACAAGGACACUCUUUCUUCGACCCAGAUCCAUAUCUCCCUUGCUGCUGCUCUACCCUGGGCUCUGGAAGUCAGGCACAGUUCUGUGUUCAUAAAAACCACUUUCUGGCAGUAGCCUCAGAGUCCAGCCAGGCAGACCUGUCCUCUGGACACAAGCACUCUUGGAAGCCCGUGUCCUCCUCGCCUUGUCCCUCAAGGCCUGUGACUUUUCUAAGACACAAGCCAGGGCCAGACCUUCUCUCUCUGCCUCCUGCUGUGUCAUCUCGCCCUGCAUGGUGAGUGAGAGCCAGCUAGCAACUGCCUAAAGCAUCACUUUCCAUUUUGGUUUGUUAGUGGUGGGAAGAGGAAGUGUGGAGAAGCUUUAAAGCAAUACUAGAAGUAAAGAGAACUAUCAGGUAUGACAUUUCUUUUAUUAAACAUUCUGCUGCAGCCUGAAGAACCUGAGUUCAAAGGAUAAGUUAGGAGCUCCAGUUCCAUUUUCAGUUCUCUUCAGUUAUAUCCCUCAGGGGCUGGUGAGGGCCUCAGGGCCCCUCCGCCCACUGCCCCAAACUCUUAGCCAUUCUCAGAGCCAUAGGGACUCUGCUGUGAAGGGACCCAAGUUGCAUCUGGAACGCCCAGGCACCAGCUGAAUUUCUGAGACCUGGCUCCAUGCUCAGACAUGGAAAAUCUGCCUCCCAUCGGAUACAGCCCUGUGCUAGGCACACUGCUCAACGUGAUGUUGAUCAUUUCUAUAUUAGAUUGUGCCUAGACAGGUCUUUGUUGAGAUCGUAAUGGACCCUCCAUAAAACGUAUGUCUUGAUCACAAACCACCCGUUUGCAGCCAAGGAGCCACACCUGCUGUCCCACCAUGGCUGAGUCUUCUCCCCUCCCUUAGCUUGUCACAGUGGGCUGACAUUGCCAGAAAAAUGUGCCCUGAGAUUGACUGGCCUGAGCCAAGGUUUCUGUUGGUUCCUGCUUUCAGGAGAGCUUUCCUUCUGCAGUUACAUGGAAAUAUCCCAAAGGGAUGGUAAGUAGGGCAAGAUGACCUUAAAUGCCACU
This is a messenger RNA of Octodon degus (degu), 3939 nucleotides long. RefSeq names its product fermitin family member 1 (gene Fermt1). NCBI's taxonomy places the organism in Eukaryota, Metazoa, Chordata, Mammalia, Rodentia, Octodontidae. The record is from RefSeq and is a predicted model, not a curated record. The transcript is spliced from 15 exons. Gene Ontology annotation, cellular component: focal adhesion. Gene Ontology annotation, molecular function: integrin binding. Gene Ontology annotation, biological process: cell-matrix adhesion; integrin-mediated signaling pathway. The coding region runs from base 255 to 2306 and encodes 683 amino acids.